Molecule: messenger RNA, 5713 nt
Organism: Cyprinodon tularosa
Lineage: Eukaryota; Metazoa; Chordata; Actinopteri; Cyprinodontiformes; Cyprinodontidae
Gene: adamtsl3
Product: ADAMTS-like 3
Exons: 26
Coding region: 271-4830 (1519 amino acids)
Biological process (GO): extracellular matrix organization
Cellular component (GO): extracellular matrix
Molecular function (GO): metalloendopeptidase activity
Source: RefSeq, a predicted model, not a curated record
AAUUUAGCAGCAACGUGUUUGCUGUUGAGGGUAACCAAAUAUCUGGAAGCGUCCGUGGAGUGUCAUGUCGUCUCCGUCCUGUCUUGGCUGACUUUCACCUCUUUCCUCCUCCGCUUGGGAAGCGGAGCAAAGCAGAAGGGAGCAGAGAGGAGAGGAGAGGAGAGGAGAGGAUAGGAGAGCGCGUCUCUUUCUGCUUCUGAACACAGAGCGGGUACAUUCAGAGGCGUCUAUCAGCAGUUUGAAAUUACUCCAAGGCUGUUUGCGUCCAAGAUGAUGACUUGGAGCAGUUUGUGGACGGCUGGACUGCUUCUCCUCGCUGUGUGCGUAAAGGUUGCUGUGUGGGCCAAUGAUGGUGACGCUGUCUUCAUCAGGGAAUAUACUCUUAUCCGUAGAGAUCACCUUUCAGAAGAGCCUCUCCCCGGUGGCGGCCACAAACCAGAGGAUGCAAGCUCACGGACGGCCCGAUCAGAGGAAGAUAAGGACACACUGUGGGAUGCCUGGGGAUCGUGGAGUGAGUGCUCUCGUACGUGUGGUGGAGGAGCCUCCUACUCAUUAAGACGAUGUCUGAGCUCCAGGACGUGUGAAGGGCAGAAUAUCAAAUAUCGCACAUGCAGUAAUGUGGACUGCCCUCCAGAUGCUGGGGACUUCAGAGCUCAACAGUGUUCAGCUCACGCUGACGUGCGAUACCAAGGACAUUUUCAUGACUGGCUGCCUGUUUACAACGAUCCAGAAAACCCUUGCUCUCUCAAGUGUAAAGCCAAAGACUCUGGCCUAGUGGUGGAGCUGGCGCCCAAAGUGCUGGAUGGAACACGCUGUUACACCGAGUCCUUGGACAUGUGCAUCAGCGGAGUGUGCCAGAUUGUAGGCUGUGACCAUGAACUGGGGAGCACAGCAAAGGAAGACAACUGUGGCAUCUGUAAUGGAGACGGCUCAUCCUGCAGACUGGUGCGAGGUCAUUACAAAUCCCAGCAUGCUUCAGGGAAAACUGAGGAUACGGUGGUUAUCAUUCCAUACCAGAGCCGUCAUAUACGUCUGGUCCUGAAAGGCACGGAUCACUUGUAUGUGGAGUGUAAGACCCUACAGGGUGUAAAAACUGAACUGAUGCUGGACCAAUCUGGACACUACUACUUGGAAAACACCACUUUGGAUUUUCAGAAGUUUUCAGACAAAGAAAUCCUCAGAAUGUCCGGUCCUCUUGGAGCUGACUUCACCAUCAAAAUACAGUUCAGCGGUGGUGCAAACAGUGUAAUCCAGUACAUCUAUUAUCAGCCCAUCAUCCACCGCUGGAGAGAAACUGAUUUCUUCCCUUGCUCCGUCACCUGUGGGGGAGGUUACCAGUUGACAUCUGCAGAGUGUUAUGAUCUACGAACCAGUCGCGUUGUUGUGGACCAGUAUUGCCAUUAUUACCCUGAAAAUGUAAAGCCCAAACCCAAGCUGCAGGAGUGCAACAUGGAACCUUGCUUGGAUAGUGAUAGUGAUGGAUACAAAGAAAUCAUGCCAUAUGACCUGUACCACCCCCUGCCUCGGUGGGAGAGCAGCCCCUGGACUGCCUGCUCAACGUCCUGCGGCGGUGGCCUCCAGAGUCGCUCAGUGACAUGUGUGGAGGAAGACAUGCAGGGUAACAUCACGCCCACUGAAGAGUGGAAAUGUCUCUAUUCUUCAAAGACUGCCAUCCUGCAGCCCUGCAACACCUUCAGUUGUCCAACCUGGGUGGCACAGGAAUGGUCACCUUGCACAGUGACCUGCGGUCAGGGCCUGCGUUACAGGGUGGUUUUAUGCAUCGAUCACAGAGGGCUUCACGCUGGAGGCUGCAACCCCACCACCAAACCCCACAUCAAGGAGGAGUGUCUGGUUACAGUUCCCUGCUACAAAUCCAUAGACACACUACCGAUUGAGGCAAAGCCUGUCUGGCAGAAACAGGCCAUUGAGCUGGAGGAGGAGGAGAAAGUAACUGCAACUCAGGAACCGACAUUCAUUCCUGGUCCCUGGCAGGCCUGCAGCAAAACGUGCGGGGCUGGGACCCAACACAGGACAGUCAAAUGCCAGGUGUUGCUGUCCUUCUCCCAGACUGUUGCUGACCUGCCUGACGAUGAGUGUGAUGGGGAAAAACCUGCUUCGGUCCAGUCCUGUUAUAGCCAAUCCUGCUCGGAGGGGCUUGGCCAUGGGAAUGAAAAUAAAGAAGAGAGGGAGCCUCAGAGAGGGGGGGACGAACUUGACUGGGAGUAUGAGGGGUUUACGGAGUGCUCGGAAACUUGUGGAGGAGGUGUGCAGGAAGCAAUGAUUAUUUGCCUGAACAAACAGAGCAGGGAGGCCGCAGAUCAAACCCUGUGUGCAAGCUCUCGGCGACCCCCUCCACUCCUCCUGGAGUGUAACACUCACCCCUGCCCACCAAGGUGGGAAACGGGGGAAUGGAGCUUAUGUUCUGCCACUUGUGGUGUUGGUCUGAUGACACGAACUGUAACAUGCAUCCAUCGGCCCUCUUCAGAAAGCAACUACUCUGCAGUUUUGAAAGAUGAAUUGUGUCAGAAGCCCAAACCAAGUCUUUUCCAGGCCUGUAACAGAUUUGACUGCCCUCCUACAUGGGAUACACAAGAUUGGAGCCAGUGCUCCCAGACUUGUGGUGGGGGAUUUCAGAAAAGGAAGGUGUUUUGCAAGCAGAGAAUGGCAGAUGGCAGUAUCCUUGAACUUCCUGACACCUUUUGUCCAUCCAUGACUCUUUUAAGUGAGCGACCCUGUGGAAAGCAUGAUUGCCCACCCCAAUGGGUUACUGGUGAAUGGUCUCAGUGUUCAGUAACAUGUGGACAUGGCAUUCAGACUCUGCAAGCUGUCUGCAGGAGGCAGAGAGAGAAUGGGCUAUAUGAAAUGAUUAACUCAACACACUGUUUAAUGACGGCCCAUCCCAUCAGAUUCCGCUCAUGCUUUCUGAAGCACUGUGAAGAUUCCACUGAGAAUGAUGGCACUAUACUUGCCAAGAGGAAGGUCUACAUUCAGUGGAGGAAGUCCAAACGGGUGCAGCUGGCUGUUGGUGGUUAUGCAUAUCUCAUGCCUUGGUCAACAUUAAUCAUUCACUGUCCAACGUUCAACAUUCGAAAGGGUCACAUUCAGUGGUUGAAAGAAGGGAAACCCCUAGUAAACCAUCCUCGGUAUUCCAUAAAAUCCCAAGGGUUCCUGAGGAUUCAUCAAGUUCAUCCAACUGACGCCGGGAUCUACACAUGCACUGCAGGCUCUGCACGAGAAAAUUUUGUCCUUCACAUCCUUGGCAACAAGAAAAAACUUGCUGUUCCAGAGUCCUGGCUGGUUGAAAGUGGGCAACAAAAGACCAGGCAUCCAGAUACAACCUCAACCACAGGAACACUUCAGGAGCUACCCAUACCCCUGAACAAAUAUGACAACCUGGUGGAACAUUUGAUUGAGGUAAAAGGUUAUUACCACAAUAAAAAAUACCUUACUGAAAAACCUUACCCUAGUGAAAAAAACAAAUUGACUCUUGAGGGUGAAAGGACAAAAUUAGAAACUUCAGUCCCAGCUGUGCUUGUUACUGAUAGCACCAAGCUAGAUGAGAUCAUGCAGAAUCUCUCUGAAGGCUUUAGAGGACACCAAGGGGAACAUUUCCUCAUGCAGUUCCUCCUCGAACUUGCUAUGGCACAAGGAAGCUCUAAUGACUCUACUAUUGACACACCAGAUGGCACAGAAUCUUUUACAAAUGAACCGGUCCUUCAAAAGCCAAACCUCAAGAUCCACACUUCAAGGGCUUGGAGUCCAGCUCCUAAAAAUGGCACUGAAGCAUAUCUCUCUGAAGUUAUUGUUAAUGUUGGGGCACCAGUUUUCCUGCAGAAACCAGUUAGUUCUCUGGAACUAAGGUGUCAAAAUAUCAGAGAUCCUCGAACUUCUCUUAUGUGGACGAAAAAUGGAAAUCCUUUGCACCUUGAUGGAAGAGUUAACGUUUUAGCUUCUGGUUCACUGAGAAUCCAGUCUCCAGGUAAAGAAGACGAAGGUCUGUACACGUGUACGUUUAAAAAUCGUCAGCGAAGUACAUCUCUGUCAUCAUGGCUGCGGAUUACAAGUAGUAAUGGAGGAAGCUGCUUCCAUGGUAGAAGCACUGACCAAGCUUGUGUUGAAAAGACAAACAGCAGCCAGUCAGCUGAGCUUUGCAGAGGACAAUCCUGCCCCUUCAGCUGGGUUAGAUGGCAAGCGGAUGCAUGGUUACCAUGCUCAGCCUCUUGUGGAGGGGGAUCCCAGUCUAGAACUGUUCGCUGCAUGAUGGGUCACGAAGGCGAUUUAAGGGAGGUACAAAGCAGGCACUGCCUUGGGAAAGGAAAGAAACCAUCUACUACCAGGUUAUGCAAGAUUUUGCCCUGUGCCAGAUGGGUCACGGGCUUUUGGGGGCUGUGUCGUGGCCGGUGUGUGGGUCCCAGUUUGGCAAAGCAGCAUCGGCACAUUCAGUGCAAAGACACAAAUGGUACCAAAGUUUCCUACAGAAUGUGCCAUGGUCUCAGGAGGCCCAGCUCUGUUCAGAAUUGCUCCACAGAUGCCUGCUCCCUUUAUUGGCAUGUUGGGCCAUGGAAGCAGUGCACAGCAACCUGCGGCCGACACGGUUUCCAGUCGCGUCAGGUGACCUGCAGACAUCGUGGAACGGGCAGGGCAACACGAGCACACCACUGCAUGUGGACCCCUCGGCCCUCUGGCUGGCAGCGCUGCAAUAUGCCAUCUUGUGGCAGAGCAGAGGCGUGCCGUGACAGCACGAGGUACUGCGAGUUGGUCCGUCAGCUGGAGCUCUGCCCAAUGCCCCAGUUCAAGAGCCGCUGCUGCCACUCCUGCAUGAAAACCUGAGGAACGUGGAGUGUUGGACAAGUCGCAUGAAAAGCUUGGACGGGUCGUAGGAUGUUUUCAGCAGGAACCGGACACCAACAACUGUCUUUUCUAUGGUCUGUGUCAGAUGAAAGCACCAAAGUAGAGGGAGGAUAUUUUUCCCUCAUGCCCACAGUGGGUAUGAUCAUCCCUCUUUGAGGAUGUCAUGUGUUUGAAAGUGAUCUUAUGAAAGAGAGGAGGCCUGUAUUGAUGGCUUCAGUUUCAAUUCUUCCUUUUUUGUGCCUUUAUAAAUAAGAUUUUUUUUCCAAGUUGUGCAAACCUGAGAUGAGUUACCAUACCACUGUGAAUAAUGCAAACAGGAGAUGAGAGCAUUGUCUCUGAAAGGGGAACUCAGACUAUUGUAAUGCACUGACUAAUGACCCACCCGCCACGUAAAUUAACAUUUUAGAGCCUCUUUUAACUGCACCAAAGACAUACAACGGAUAUGCGCCUGAUUUCAUAGCAAGAAACAACACUUUUCUUUCUAAAGAUGUCUAUAGUUAACGGUUCUGGUAUUUUUUUUAUUGCCAAUAAUCAACAGUAAACACAUGAACUUGUGAAAACAGGUGGAAUAAUUCUGUUUGUGUUCCUAUUUAUGGGGUUUAUAGACUUUUUAACUCAUUGGGAGAAAGCUGAAAGGAAAAUGUGGCUUUUAACAAUAAGGCACAGAAGCUAAUGGUUUUAGCCUUCCUGUAAAUUAAUUAUAGUCCUUUCUAUUUUUUGUUUGGUUACCAUCUGUUUGCAGGAUUGCAGGUGUUUUCACCACAAAACAAGUAAAAUAGAAAUGAAAUGAUGCAAAGAGAUCCCCUGGGGAAGUUUGCACUAAGGAUAUGUAUGUGACUGACACAAGCAACGUUUGAAAAAA